Messenger RNA from Fragaria vesca subsp. vesca, 2412 nucleotides. Its product is annotated as LRR receptor-like serine/threonine-protein kinase GSO1-like. The transcript has a single exon. The record is from RefSeq and is a predicted model, not a curated record. NCBI's taxonomy places the organism in Eukaryota, Viridiplantae, Streptophyta, Magnoliopsida, Rosales, Rosaceae. The coding region runs from base 1 to 2412 and encodes 803 amino acids. Gene Ontology annotation, molecular function: protein binding.
AUGGGAAGUUCCAUGAGAGCUGUCUUACUUCUCAGGUUCCUAACUUUUGCAACCAUUGCUUCUAGUAUUGGUUCAUGCAUCGGAAACCUGGUUGUGCCUGCUUGUAGAGAAAGUGAAAAACAAGCGCUUCUCAUUUUCAAGCAAGAUCUUACUGAUCCCUCCAACCGCCUUUCAACAUGGGUUUCUGAAGAAGAUUCUGACUGCUGCCGUUGGGCUGGAGUUGUCUGUGAUAACUCAACUGGUCACAUCCAUGAGCUGCAUCUUGAUUCAGAUUGGGGCGAUUCCAAUGCCUUCGGUGGUAAGCUAAAUCCUUCCCUGCUCAAUUUAACACAUCUUACCCGCUUGAAUCUAAGGUACAAUGAUUUUCAAGGAACACAGAUUCCUAGCUUUUUUGGUUCUCUUGAAAGUUUAACUCAUCUUGACCUUUCACAAGCAAGCUUUGGAGGAAUGAUACCUGAGUCAUUGUCUGGUUUGAACUAUCUUGAAUCUCUAAUUCUUAUGGGAAAUGAUUUUGGAGGGGAAGUCCCAGAGUCAUUGGGAAAUCUCUGUAACUUGAUAGAGCUCGAUCUAUCGGUUAACAAUUUCAAUGGAAAUGGAUCAGAAUUCCUUGAACGUUUGGCUGCAUGUAGUUCACAUCAUAUCGAAUCACUUCGGUUAAAUAGUAACAAUUUUUCUGGUCAUUUAACAUCCCAAAUAGGAAACAUAACAAGUUUAAGCUUGCUUGAUCUUGGUUACAAUCAGUUUGAUGGAGUUCUGCCAGAAAGCAUUGGCCAACUCAAAAGGCUAACCCAAUUGGUUAUACAUCAUAAUUCAUUUCAAGGUGUAGUGUCUGAAGUUCAUUUCACUCAUCUUACAAGACUCGAACAAUUUGAAGCAAGAGGAAACUCAUUGACUCUAGAAACUCCUCGAGAUUGGAUUCCUCCUUUCCAACUUAGAGGAAUGUUCUUAGAUUACUGGCAUCUUGCACCUGAAUUUCCGAUGUGGCUUCAGACACAAAGGCAAUUAGACUUCUUAAGCCUAUCCAGUACAGGAAUUUCAGGUACCAUUCCGAAUUGGUUUUGGAACUCAUCUUCCCAGCUAAGUUACCUAAACCUUUCAAACAAUCACUUGCAUGGGAAUAUUGAAAAUAUAUCUGCAGAGGGGUUAGCUGUAGUAGACCUAAGCAGUAACCAGUUUCAGGGUUCAUUACCACUAGUCUCAUCUACCUUGGAUAUACUGGAUCUUUCCAAUUCUUCCUUUUCCGGAUCUGUCUUUCACUUCUUUUGUGAUAAGAUACCACAUCAACUUACUCGUCUCUAUAUUGGGAACAAUCUUCUUACCGGAAAGAUUCCUGAUUGUUUUAGGAAUUGGGAAGAGUUGGUGGUCUUGGAGUUAGAGAACAACAAUUUAAGUGGGAACAUACCAAGCUCCAUAGGGAACUUGGUCUGGCUUCGAUUACUGAACCUGCGGAACAAUAAUCUGUCCGGAGAACUACCUCUAUCCAUGCAGAACUGUUCUGAUUUGAUAGUCGCUGACCUUCGAGGCAAUGCACUUGUGGGGAGCCUACCCUCAUGGAUAGGGAAAUGUCUUUUGAAAUUGAAAAUUCUCAACCUUCGUUUAAAUAAUCUUCGAGGAGCCAUUCCUGAUGAACUUUGUAAUCUCAAAGAUCUCCAAAUCUUGGACCUUGCACAUAACAAUAUCUCGGGAACAUUACCAAGAUGCUUCAACAAUUUCAGUGCAAUGGUAGACUCGUCAGACUUAAAUGGUGUAGUUGUCCCAUUUGAAUUUGCUUAUGGUUCAGUCCUCCAAAGGAACAUAGAUAUUAUGUUUUUGGUGACAAAAGGGAGAGAAGCAGAAUACGGCAACAUUCUCGGAUUGCUAACAAGCAUGGACCUUUCAGCCAACACUAUAUCUGGGGAGAUCCCUGAGGAAAUAACCAGUCUCAUCAGCUUGCAAAACCUGAAUGUAUCUGGUAAUCUUCUCACAGGUAGAAUCCCUUCAAAGAUCGGAUAUAUGGGACGACUAGAAUCUCUAGAUUUGUCUAUGAACAAACUUUCUGGUGAAAUUCCAGCAAGCAUGACAAGAAUGACAUUUCUGAGUCACUUGAACUUGUCCCACAACAAUCUGACAGGACGGAUUCCAGAAAGUACUCAGCUUCAGAGCCUUGAUCAGUCCGGCUUUCUUGGCAAUGAACUCUGUGGAGCUCCUCUCAUCAAGAAUUGUAGUGCAAGCAAUGUGAUACCACCAACACUUGAGCAAGAGAGAGGAUAUGAUUUACUUGAAGACAAGUGGUUCUACCUGAGCUUGGGGUUGGGAUUCCUGGUUGGUUUCUGGGGUAUAUUUGGUUCACUGCUUGUAAACCUGCCCUGGAGCUCUAUUUUUGCAAGAUUGCUCAAUAGCAUUGUGAUCAAACUUCAUGCUGUAAUUGUUUGA